UCUUCUUCUUCUUCUACUUCUUCCUCUUCUUCAUCAUCAUCCUCUUCUUCUUCUUCUACUUCUUCUUCCUCUUCUUCUUCUUCAUCAUCAUCUACUUCUUCUUCCUCUUCAUCAUCAUCAUCCUCUUCUUCUUCUUCAUCAUCAUCCUCUUCUUCUUCUACUACUUCUUCUUCCUCUUCAUCAUCAUCCUCUUCUUCUUCUUCCUCUUCAUCAUCCUCUUCUUCUACUUCUUCUUCCUCGUCAUCAUCUUCAUCCUCUUCUUCUUCUUUUUCUUCUUUUUGUCUUCCUCUUGCAGGUCACUGCUCAUGCGCAGAUUUUUUAUCAGUAAAAAAUCGGCCGAUUAGCCCAUUAUUGCAGCGAAAAUCGGCCGAUCGGCAAAAUCGCCCGAUUUUUUUCCAACUUUCCUGAUUAAAAAAAACGGCCAAAAUACCGAAAAACGGCCGAACAAAUAGCCCACUAACGAUCCGAAAAUCGGCCGAUUUUAUUUUCGGCCGAAAAAUCGGCCGAUUUUCGACCCAUCUAUGGCCUGCAUUA
Staurois parvus is the source of this 534-nucleotide messenger RNA. The record is from the annotation of a GenBank genome assembly. NCBI's taxonomy places the organism in Eukaryota, Metazoa, Chordata, Amphibia, Anura, Ranidae.